ACCAGCCCCUGGGAAAGUUGCGGUGUGUGGCAGGCUACAUUUAUCUGUACUGGACUCUGUCUAAGACAUGGCAGCGAGUCUUCUAAGUCCGGUCUGCAAAAGACUUUGCUGACAAACACCUGCUUAGUCAUCUGGAAGGCUGCGUGAGAGGAAGAUGCGGUUCAUAAUUGCACUGUUGCUUGUGCACCUGCAUGGUCAAACGGAAGCAGCGCAGUGCGCAUGCGCCACUGAGGGACUGAACGUGCGCAGUGCAGCAGGAACGUCACACGGCAUCGUCCACGUCAUGCAGACCGGCGAGUGCGCCACCUACCUGGGCCAGUCGAGCCAGGCGGACGGAUACACCUGGCUGCACCUGAGUGUUGCUGGGCAGACUGGGUGGGCGGCGUCCAACUGGCUGCACGUUAAAGAAUGCGGUACCAGCUCCGUGCAGUUGCCCGGAUGUCCACACAUCGUUACACGUGCUGAGUGGGGUGCACGUGCACCCACAAGUCACAUCGGCAACAUGGCGGCCUUGCCCAUCUACGUCUUCAUCCAUCAUGGCGACGGCAGCGAAUGCUUUGACCGGGCCUCCUGUAUCACCAAAUUAAGAAUUUACCAGAACUACAACAUGGACACCCGAGGCUAUUCCGACAUCGGCUACAACUUCGUUAUCGGUGAGGAUGGCAACGCGUACGAGGCCCGCGGGUGGUCAGAGAUCGGGGCCCACACCCUGGGCUACAACAACAACGGCAUUGCGAUCUGUGUCAUCGGUAACUUCGACAACCACGUGCCCAACGCUGCGGCGCUGGCCACGGUGAAGCAGCUGAUCCAGUGCGGCCUGGCCAACGGCAAGAUCAACCCUAACUACACCCUCAAGGGGCACCGUGACGUGGGCAGCACUGACUGCCCGGGCACUGCCCUCUACAACCUCAUCCACACCUGGCCCCACUACGCUAGUGGCACGGCGCUGUACGGCUGACCGCGGGGCCUGGCCCACCACGUGACACGUGACACACACGUCGGCUUUACGUUGCCAUCACGUUGUGAACUACGUUUUGACGCUGUCUCCACAUUGAACGCUGUAACGUUUCGCGACGUCAAUGUUUGGACAGUGAAUUAUUUGUCUCAAUUGCGAGGUCAUGUUCUUUUUACCUGCGGAAUCACGCAGGCAGUCUGAAGGAAGUCACGUGACUGCUGACAGCACAUUAUCACUGCACCACAACUUGACACAGAGAGAACACUGGGAAUAUAUUGAAAAAAUCUUGAGAAUAUUAAGAAAUAAGAUCAUUUCAUGAUGAUCGUCAGCUCAGUUUAUUCGAUGCAGCUCAAUGUACAUUA
Pomacea canaliculata is the source of this 1317-nucleotide messenger RNA. Its product is annotated as peptidoglycan-recognition protein SC2-like. Bases 155 to 958 code for a protein of 267 amino acids. NCBI's taxonomy places the organism in Eukaryota, Metazoa, Mollusca, Gastropoda, Architaenioglossa, Ampullariidae. The record is from RefSeq and is a predicted model, not a curated record. Gene Ontology annotation, molecular function: zinc ion binding; N-acetylmuramoyl-L-alanine amidase activity. The transcript has 6 exons. Gene Ontology annotation, biological process: peptidoglycan catabolic process.